AUGGCUCGCUUGAGUGCCCAAGGCUCAGGCUCAGCUGAGGUUCAGCAAUCACCCACUCAAUCUGUCAAUACUGCUGCUGCUUCUGAUAACGCCAACGAUGAAGCAGUCCCUCCAUUCUUCAACACAACUUUUUCCACCCACCGCGUUUCACCUUUGCAUAUUGGCAAAACACGGCUUACCAAGCAGAGACUCGAGGUGUUCGCCAGCCGCCUACGCGACACCCUUGUUGGGGAUGUAAUUCGUGGCAUCCAGCUCAGAUUGGAAGCGACAGAUACAUCCAUAGGACAAGUCGGAGUCCUAAAGGGGGUGCGAAUCGAGUGGUUCCGUGCGAGCACAUUCUUGGGAGAAGAUGUCAGCAACGAUGACCUUGAAGCCCCACGCGGUAACCAGAGCGACCUUCCAGACGACCAGAAGCAAGGACUUUGGAUAAGUAUAGAGCACGAAAACGCUGCAUACGCCGCGAUCCUCCUACCUGGCUUCUCUGAAUCUUCUGGCAUUCGUCAAGGGGAGGAUCAAAGCAAAUUUCUUCAUUUACCACUGUUACUGAUGCGCAUGCCCCAGCAGCUAAAGAGCGUCGUGGCAGACUGGCUUGCUGCUUCUUUCGAUUGCCGUGUAAGCCGAGUGGCAUUGGGAACAAAGACAAUCCUGGGCGUUUGGGAGAGCUGGAUUGCUAGCAACGGAAUCAACGAUCGCGGUGCUGAUUUUACUACUACUCUCGCAUUCAACGCGCCCCUACCAACCAACGAUGCCCCGACAGCUACCGAAGUAGAUCAACCUCAAAAUGAAGAGACGACCACUGCAGGACUACGCUCUAUUGACAUUACAAUAUCUGCUCAAGAUCUUAGGCGUUUUGUACGCGCUGGCGAGAAGAGCCACGCCCCAGACGAUGCCUCUUGGCAGGGAGACGCCCGCGAGCGCCGUCGGCUUGCUGGAAGGAACACGGACGAUGGCUGGACUUGGAGAACAAAAGAAAGCUCUGAAAUAUCACCUUUCACCGAAGCCCUGGGAAGCUAUCUACACCAUCAUCUCGCAUUGGACCUCUUUCAUCCCAGUGUGCACGUUACCCAGAUAUCUUGCGCCGGGUUCGUGCUUGGACAAGGUCGAUUGAAAAUCCUAAUGUCCGGAGAGGUUAGCCAGCCUCUUUCCCGCGCUGCUUGGUCGUUUGUGGCGCAACUUGGACAAAGGGUCACGGGCGAGCAGUUGCCGCAGGUAUUUUCAACCCAGUUUGGUGGUUGA
Fusarium sp. VM40 is the source of this 1236-nucleotide messenger RNA. The record is from the annotation of a GenBank genome assembly. Lineage: Eukaryota; Fungi; Ascomycota; Sordariomycetes; Hypocreales; Nectriaceae.